Molecule: messenger RNA, 1457 nt
Organism: Tuber aestivum (summer truffle)
Lineage: Eukaryota; Fungi; Ascomycota; Pezizomycetes; Pezizales; Tuberaceae
Source: the annotation of a GenBank genome assembly
AUACCACACCCUAGACAAACCCCCCCUUUCCUCCACUCAAUUCCUUCUUUCUACCAAAGGCCCUAUAGUAAUCGUCGACGAUGGCUCUCACUUUCACUCCUCCGUCGACAGUCAUCAUAGUGGGCUGCGGAGUCUUUGGCUGUAGGCCCCACACUUUUCCCUCUAUUAACCCACCUCGCAGCUAAGCUUCGAACCUACCUUAGUGUCCACUGCUCGUACACUAUCAGACCGAUACCCCUCGACCAAAGUCCUUGUCAUAGAUAAGCAUGCGCUCCCAUGCCCCUACACAGCCUCAAUAGAUUCUUCUCGUAUUGUCCGCGCAGACUAUGCAGAUCCGGCCUACUCAUCCUUAGGCAGAGAAGCCCUCAAGCGAUGGGCUGGGCAUCCAGCAUUCCGCAAAACAGGAUUAGUCGUCACUGCAGAUGGUGAUAACAGGUACCUCAAGGACUCCUACAAAAACGUGAAAUCAGAGGGCGGGGUGGAAUAUCUCCCGACCGAGAAAGAAAUCAGAGGUCUCAUGGCAGGAGGCUGUAGCGGAGUGUCCGGGUACGUAAAUUGGAACAGCGGCUGGGUCGACGCAGAAGCCGCAAUGCGGAUAUUAUACUCGGAAGUUGAAUCUCGAGAAAACGUCCGGUUUUUAAUAGCGGAGGUGUCGGGACUCCUCUACUUAGGACGCAAAGUACUCGGCGUCAAACUCGUCGACGGGAAAGAGAUCACCGCUGGGCUUACUAUUCUCGCUGCUGGCGCAUGGACGCCUGGCCUUGUGGAAUUACAUGGCCGAGCGGUCCCGUCGGGGCAAGUCAUGGCCUAUCUAACCUUAUCUCAAGAAGAAGCAACCCGCUAUGCAAGCCUACCCGUACUCCUAAACCUCACGACGGGGACAUUCAUAAUCCACUCUCCAAACACCUCGCCCCCAACCUUAAAGCUCGCCCGGCACGCACAAGGAUACGCUUCCCCCACACCGGUAUUCCCAAAGGAGAUUCCACGGGAGGGCGAAGAUGCGCUGAGGGAUGCGGUUAAGCGGAUAGUACCUGAGUUCUCCGACAGACCAUUCGGGAAGAUUAGAGUAUGUUGGUACACGGACACCCCCGAUAGUGACUUUUUGGUGACUUGGCAUCCGGAUCACGAGGGGCUGUUCAUCGCUAGUGGGGGUAGCGGGCAUGCGUUCAAGUUUUUGCCGGUAUUGGGGGACGAAAUCGGGGAUGUACUUGCAGGGAAGGGGAGGUUCAGGAAGAAGUGGGGGUGGAAGGAACACGUUGAGGGAUUGGGCGAUGGGAGUAGGGGUGGUGGUGAUGGGGGACGAGUUCCUCUAGAGGAGUUAUUGCGAGAGGGAGGCAAAAGCAAGCUAUGACAGAGAGGGGAAAUGUGUGGAAACGGCAAUACAAUAAAUUGCUAUAACUACUGGCAAAAGGUGCCAGUCCACAUUUGAGAUAAAAUCCCACCUGAGUUUAUCCAUU